GUAUAUCAUAUUAGAUGGAAAGAUCAGGCCUUUGUUUUAAUAAUGUCUUCCUUUAUAUCAGGUGACGAGCGUAUUUUACGGCUAAGGAAGAGGCCUAAGGAGACUUCUUCUAAAGCAAAGACUGUACGAAUACCCUUUGGUAAUCAGGCUACAAAGAUACUCUCAAUUCCUGUAAUUGCGGAUAGAUAUAACUAUUAUAUGGGAGCAGUUGACGAGUUUGAUCACCUGACUACCCAGAACGCUGGUUUACGGCACGUAGAGCGAGGAGGGCACCAAGCACUAGAGCACUGGCUACUUCGUACGGUUCUAGUCAAUUGCUAUUUACUAGCUUUAUAUAGCGAUGUCCCUGAGCCUAGGGAAAUAAGCUUCAGAAGCCAGCAGGAUUUCAGGAGACAGCUAGUUAGUACUCUACUAGCUAAAGCCCAGGACAGU
This is a messenger RNA of Hyaloscypha bicolor E, 432 nucleotides long. RefSeq lists its product as uncharacterized. NCBI's taxonomy places the organism in Eukaryota, Fungi, Ascomycota, Leotiomycetes, Helotiales, Hyaloscyphaceae. The annotation marks the transcript as partial. The record is from RefSeq and is a predicted model, not a curated record. The transcript has a single exon.